Messenger RNA from Pocillopora verrucosa, 1442 nucleotides. RefSeq lists its product as uncharacterized. NCBI's taxonomy places the organism in Eukaryota, Metazoa, Cnidaria, Anthozoa, Scleractinia, Pocilloporidae. The record is from RefSeq and is a predicted model, not a curated record.
CCCGUGGAGGUUUAGUUAUGAAAGUUAGAGCGAGAGCGUUGUUACUAUUUCUUGUUCGCAUACAAAACCAGACCUAAUCGAGACUAGAAAGCAAAAACAGGUUGAAAAUGAAGAACGAGCCUGUUUUAGUUUUCACCAUUCUUCACAUGUUAUUUAUGGACUCCUUAAACAACUGCGGAGCAGUGAGAGGUUGCAGACAAAUCGUUUUUGAGCAUCGCUGGAAAAAUAAGGCUUUGCAAGGCCACACGCUAAGAACCGUCAGAGCAAAAGACAAUGAAGAUUGUAGAUUGAAAUGUUACCUGGAGGACAACUGUGUUUCAGUUAACUAUGCGUCUACAGGGAAAUGUGAUCUUAACAACAAAGACCAUACCCAGAAGCCAAACGAUCUAGAGGAUGUGAUUAACUACACCUAUUCAUUCAUAGAAAACCCUUGCGCCAGUUCUCCUUGUCAGCAUCCCAGUGUUCUUUGUCAAGCCGGUUUUACUGACCGAGGGUACAGAUGUGUAUGCAACAAAACAGGAUUCGCUGGCGAGAAGUGUGAAAAAGCUGUCCUCCGUAUUUUUAUCAAAUCGUUCGGCACCAAAGACCGACCAGGUGGUGGGAGUAUUUUUGGUGAUACGGUCAUCGAAGUCAACGGGAUAAAUCAUCGCAAAAGGAGAAGAGGUCACAACAUCGUAACAGUUUAUCCAGGCAACGGAUCAAUUCACGCGAGUGAGAGCUUCGACACCUUCGCCAGUGGACCGGCAACUGAAGACAUGACCGCAUUUAUCAACAAUUUACCGGAAAAUGUAAUGGUACUGAUUACAGUGCACGAUUCUGCAAAUGUCGGUGUCAUGAACACCAUCCCAGGCGCUGAAAGUGCCCUGCGCAGUGUUGGAGCCGUAGACCCUGUGUUCACCCGGGUGCGCGAAUCAUGGCUGCUUAUUGGUUACAAAGGUGCAGAUAAGCCCACGUGGAUUCAGCAAAGACACGCAGCUAGGAACCUGGGACCAGUUUCAAUUGGAACUGAGAUUAUUUUCUAAAUAUAUUCUUAUUCAUAUGUAAGUGAUUUUUAAGCAGAAAAAAAAUUUCAUAUAAAUAAGCUUCAAACGGUGCUGCAUCUUUCGAAUAAAAUUUUUUAGAGCCCAUAACGCAUGGUCUGACAGCCGAACGCCUUUAAAAUACAAGCGUUUUUGUUGAAUAGGUUUCUCUUUCAAAGUUGCAAUCACUGUGAGAUUUCUAUUAAAGACGCUUUACAAAGGAUGAAGUGUAGGUUUUAGACCCUUAGUAGUUUGAAGAAAAAAUAUUUAGGUAUAUAUGGUUAGUAAAGUUAGAAUUUCAGGUAAUGGUACGAAGCUGCAAGUUGUAAGUGGCAUCGUUAAUUCAGAAUAUAAUGUUGUAGAUUGUAAGAUGUGUUAUAACACUAAGUAAAUGUAGAUUCUGUAAAUAAUCUUAUAAAAGAA